Messenger RNA from Purpureocillium takamizusanense, 2042 nucleotides. It is a transcript of the gene PPT1, whose product is annotated as Protein-serine/threonine phosphatase. Gene Ontology annotation, cellular component: cytosol; nucleus. The record is from RefSeq and is a predicted model, not a curated record. The transcript is spliced from 6 exons. Gene Ontology annotation, molecular function: protein binding; protein serine/threonine phosphatase activity. The coding region runs from base 400 to 1890 and encodes 496 amino acids. NCBI's taxonomy places the organism in Eukaryota, Fungi, Ascomycota, Sordariomycetes, Hypocreales, Ophiocordycipitaceae.
CCUAUGGCUAAUCGUCCCGGCCACCAGGCCCCAAGCGCGCUCGAUUACCUGGGUAGGUACCUAUCUCGCAAGGCACCCCGCUAACAAGGCAGCAGCUCCAGCGGGCCUCGCCCCCAUCCAACGGCAUUUUCAGGGAAAACCACCCCCGUCGUCGCUCCCGUCCCAAAAGUUCUUCCCCGUCACGUUCGCUGCGGUGACUUAGACCCGGGCGCAUCUAGAGUUUGUUUCCUCGACACUCGGCCCUGUCCACUACCGGCGCUCGUUGCGACGUCGCAUUGGAGACUGCAUUCUUUUCUUGCUCUGCCCUGCGAACCCGAAUUCUUGCGACUCAGCAUCCCCUCGCCCUGCGAGCAGCCCGCGCUUACCCAUCGAGCCUCCGUCAUUGCGACCGCCGCCACCAUGUCGCAGGAAGCUGUCGACCUCAAGAACAAAGGGAACAAGGAGUUCGCCGCCGGCGACUACCCUGGGGCCGUCACAUACUACUCCAAGGCCAUUGCGCUGAACGACAAGGAGCCCACCUUCUUCACGAACCGUGCCCAAGCAUACAUCAAGACCGAGGCCUACGGUUACGCCAUUGCCGACGCCGACAAGGCCCUCGAGUUGAACCCGAAGCUGGUCAAGGCCUACUAUCGCCGAGGUCUCGCCCGAACUGCCAUCCUCCGACCCAAGGAGGCCAUCGACGACUUCAAGGAGUGCGUCCGGUUAGAUCCCAGCAAUAAAGAUGCUAGGCUCAAGCUGGAGGAGUGCAAGAAGAUUGUGCGCCAGCUCGCCUUCUUCGCCGCCAUCGAGGUUGGCGACGAACCUUCGGCGGCUGAGGGUCUCGACCUUGACUCGAUGGUCGUCGAUGCCGACUACGAUGGCGUUCGGCUAGAGAAGGAGAUGACUCAAGAGUUCAUUGACGACAUGAUUGAGCGUUUCAAGACGGGCAAGAAGAUCCAUCGCAAGUACGUCUACCAGAUCAUCCUUGCCGUCAAGGACAUCGUGUACAAGGAGGCGACCAUGGUGGAAAUGGAGAUUCCAGACGACGUCAAGCUCACCGUUUGUGGUGAUACCCAUGGACAAUACUUUGAUCUCAUGGAGCUCUUCCGUCGCAACGGCUUGCCAGACGAUAAGCACUGGUACCUCUUCAACGGCGACUUCGUCGACCGGGGAUCCUGGUCGACCGAGAUCGCACUGCUUCUCUACGCCUACAAGUGGCUGCGGCCUCAAGGCUUCUUCCUGAACCGGGGCAACCACGAAACGGACGACAUGAAUCGAGUGUAUGGCUUCGAGGGAGAGUGUAAGGCCAAGUACAACGAGAGGUUGGUGAAAGAAUCCCCCAGAUCUCCUUUUAUUGAAAAAGAAACUGACUGGUGCAUGUGCAGGGUGUUCAAGCUGUUCUCGGAGAGUUUCUCUGCCCUGCCGCUGGCGACCCUUGUUGGCGAAAAGUACCUGGUUCUGCACGGCGGCUUGUUCUCCGACGACAACGUCACGCUCGACGACAUCCGUGAGCUGGAUCGACACAACCAGCGACAGCCCGGCCAAGCAGGCCUCAUGAUGGAGAUGCUGUGGACGGAUCCGCAGGAAGAGGACGGUCGCGGCCCGAGCAAGCGAGGCGUGGGCAUGCAGUUUGGCCCGGACAUCACCAAGCGGUUCUGCGAGAAGAACGGCCUCGAGGCGGUCAUUCGAAGCCACGAGGUACGCAUGGAUGGCUAUGAAGUGCAGCACGAUGGACGUUGUAUUACGGUCUUCUCGGCUCCCAGGUACUGCGACUCGACAGAGAACCGAGGUGCUUACAUCAAUAUCGGCCCCGACUACAAGCUCAGGUAUGAGCAGUUCGACGCCGUGCCGCACCCAGACAUCAAGCCCAUGGCUUAUGCCCAGAACUCGCUCAUGUCGUCUCUGAUGUAAGACUUGGGAAGCGACAGUGGAUUGGCCUCAAGAAUCGGCAUCGUCAACGCAUCGACCCGGCGUCCUGGAAUAUACGGCUUGGAUCGUGGGUUGGGGCGGGUAGAAAGUAACCAGCACAUAGAUACCCGGGUAGAUCAAGACUCCAGUAAAGU